This is a messenger RNA of Polypterus senegalus (gray bichir), 1644 nucleotides long. Its product is annotated as high-affinity choline transporter 1-like. Gene Ontology annotation, molecular function: choline:sodium symporter activity. Gene Ontology annotation, cellular component: plasma membrane. The record is from RefSeq and is a predicted model, not a curated record. The transcript has 8 exons. NCBI's taxonomy places the organism in Eukaryota, Metazoa, Chordata, Cladistia, Polypteriformes, Polypteridae. Gene Ontology annotation, biological process: acetylcholine biosynthetic process; transmembrane transport; choline transport. Bases 1 to 1644 code for a protein of 547 amino acids.
AUGGCUGUCAACAUCCCAGGUCUGGGUGCUGUUAUUGCCUUUUACAUCAUCAUUUUGGUUAUUGGCAUCUGGGCUUCUAAAAGGUCUAAGAAGGAGGAGAAGAAAUGCUCUGGAGAGAAGAGUGAAGUGACUAUAGUGGGAGGAAGGAACCUCAAUGCCUGGGUGGGCGUUUUUACAUUGACUGCCACCUGGGUUGGCGGUGGAUACAUCCUGGGUACAGCAGAGGUGGUCUACACCCCAACACAGGGCCUGUUUUGGGCCUUAGGACCUUUGGGAUAUGCAGCCAGCUUAAUUCUUGGUGGCAUUUUCUUUGUGAAGCCAAUGAGAGACAAAAAGUAUGUGACAAUGAUCGAUCCCUUCCAGGAGAAGUAUGGCAAUGUGCUAUCCAGCCUGCUUGUUGUUACCUCUGUGUUUUCAGAUGUGUUUUGGACGGCCUGCAUCCUGUCAGCAUUAGGAGGAACAAUAGAAGUCAUCUUGGACAUCUCUUCUUACCACUCCAUCCUGGUCUCUGCAGCGGUGGCUAUUUUGUACACUUUGCUAGGCGGCUUAUACUCUGUAGUCUACACAGAUGUAAUCCAGCUCUUCUUCAUUGCCAUCAGCCUGUGGAUUUGUGUUCCCUUCCUUAUGAUGAGCCCAGCAGUUACUAACAUCAUGGUGACUGCUUCAGAGGAGUUAUAUCAGAAGCCAUGGAUCACAGAAGUGGACUUAGAGCACCUUGGAAAUUGGCUGGAUGAAUUGUUCAUCAUAACCCUCGGAGGAGUGUGCUUUCAGUCCUUCUACCAACGAGUUCUGGCAACAUCAAGUGUACGACAAGGGCAGAUAAUGUGCCAUUUAUCAGGUGUCUUUUGCUUCAUUCUGGGGAUUCCAUCAGUCCUCAUUGGAGCCAUUGCAGCUUCCACAGACUGGAACCAAACCAGCUAUGGUCUUCCAACUCCUUUUGACAACGGGGAUGCCCGGAAGAUCCUGCCCAUUUCCUUGCAGCACCUUUGCCCCAAAUUCAUUUCUGUUAUUGGCAUCGGGGCUGUAGCUUCUGCAGUCAUGUCUUCUGUAGAUUCAUCUCUCCUCAGUUCUGCCUCCAUGUUCGCACACAACAUCUACAAAAAGCUCAUCAGGAAGAAGGCAUCCGACAAAGAGGUCCUGUGGGCAAUCAGGAUUGGGGUGCUGUUCUUUGGAGCUGUUGGCACAUGCUUGGCAUUGAUGGCACGAUCAGUGUACGAGCUCUGGAUCUUGAGUGCAGAGAUGGUGUUCUCCCUCAUUUUCUCCCAGCUGGUGUGCGUCUUGUUUGUUCCUUCUUCUAAUGGCUAUGGUGCUCUGGCGGGACUCUUCGUAGAAUUAAUUAUGAGAGUUGCAGGGGGAGAACCCUUCCUCAGUAUUCCCCCGCUUAUUCAUUAUCCCGGAGGCACAUUCAUAGAUGGUGUCUAUAUUCAGAGGUUUCCUUUUAAAACUCUAACGGCAGGGAUUUCCCUGGUGACCAUUGUGUCGGUUUCGCAUCUGUCCUAUUUCCUUUUUAACAGGGGACUCCUCUCAGAAUGUUGGGAUAUAUACAGUGUCAAGGGAAAAACCAAGAAAGACGUGGCCAUGGAAAAUGCAGAUGGGCAGAAGAUUUCUGAUAGAGAAAAGCAUAACAUGUCUGAGUUCAUGUAA